This is a messenger RNA of Cylicocyclus nassatus, 508 nucleotides long. Lineage: Eukaryota; Metazoa; Nematoda; Chromadorea; Rhabditida; Strongylidae. The record is from the annotation of a GenBank genome assembly.
AGUGUUUACAGGGUACACAAAGAUGCACACCAUGUUCACAGUCGCGCUUGCAUGUACUAUGGCCACAUUGCUCCUAGCUCAACAGAUGGACGAGGAACUAUCGGCAGACAAACGAGUGAGGUCAUUCGCAUUCGCCAAGCGAUCCCCCUACAGGCAAUUUGCAUUUGCCAAGAGAUCCGAGGAAGAGGAUGAAAGCGAAGUCGAGAAACGAGCCCGAUUCGCCUUCGCUAAGAGAUCACCGUACAGACGAUUCGCUUUUGCUAAACGAGCAUCUCCUUACGGAUUCGCUUUCGCCAAGCGGGGAUACUAUUCAUCGUUUGCGUAAAUAUCACUUCAAAACAGAAAGCAUAGGCCAACAACGGAGGAGAGCAAGCCUGAACAUCGUUCGCGAUCUACGAUUAUAGUCGCUACGCAAAAUUACCUUUUUGUCAUAUUUAUUUUCACUAUUUCUCGUUUUUUAUUGCAGAUGCCGCCGCGUGUUGAAUAGGUUCGUCUCAGUAUGUCAAUA